Sabethes cyaneus is the source of this 543-nucleotide messenger RNA. RefSeq lists its product as uncharacterized. Gene Ontology annotation, molecular function: chitinase activity. The coding region runs from base 1 to 543 and encodes 180 amino acids. The transcript has a single exon. The record is from RefSeq and is a predicted model, not a curated record. NCBI's taxonomy places the organism in Eukaryota, Metazoa, Arthropoda, Insecta, Diptera, Culicidae.
AUGGAGGUGCUUACAGCUGAAAAGUUAAACAGUGUACUGAUCGAGUGCGGAUUCAGAGAAUCUGAAUGGCAUAUGUCAAACCAAGUCGUUGAUCAGAUGAACACGUUGACCGACAGUCGCAGGGAGGCAGCGAUGUUUCUCGCUCAAUUGAUCUAUGAGAGUGCUGGUUUCCAUAACCUGGAAGAACCCAAGAGCAAAUAUCAUCCAGAAUACGUGAAAUAUUUCCAUGGCCGAGGAUAUAUUAAGCUAAGAGGGCAACAAAAUUAUGAGGACGCGACGAUCGAGAUAUUCAAGGACGAUACCCUGCUCAGAGAUCCGGAUAGGGCAUCGAGUGCCCCGUGGAUGGCCAUGCGUGUGUCGGUGUAUUACUGGAAGAAGUUUGUACGCCCAGAUGCUGGUUCCUUUGACGAUUUCUAUGCCACAACUAAAGUUCUAAACGGUGAAGUGGAAACGAGCCCCGACCAUCCCAAUGCAAAGAAACGGCAUGAGUUCUACGUGAAGGCCGCGAAUGUCUUGGAUCCUAAUGCUAAUCCACCUGUAUGA